AUGUAUCAUCUCUGGAAGCUCGCGCUGAACCCCUUGACAUCUGCUCUGUUGCUUGUGAUUGUAUCCUUCUUGCUAUGCCAUACUAGCGUGGUGACGAGUUUGGCUGUUUGUUUUGCCCUUGGGUUGUGUUAUUACAGUAUGAGUCCACGAUUUCAGGCGAAUUACGAUAUUUGGCGACGAUUAGCACAUGGACGUUCACAUCCCGUUCGACUUGCUGACAUGGAAAUUAUGACGGAAACUAGACCAAUCGUCAUUGUUUCUUUUUGUGAAAAAGGUAUCAGUUGGUUUGAUCACGCAUUAAUGUAUGCAAACUCCGAUUUUGGCCGAUUUGGUCCUUGGGCUUGUUUCUGUCUUGUAAAUCCGUUAACAUCUUCUUUUCGUAUGCCACUCGCACGUUUUGUAUUACGAAAAAUGGGUGGUAUACUGGAGUAUAGACGUGAAGUCUUUAUUGAUUUAAUGAAACGUAGAAACCUUCAUGUUUCUGUUAUCUUGUAUGAUCAGUUUGUUGGGUCUAAUGCUGGUGAAAUGCCUGUACGACUUCAAAAUAAAGGCAUGUUUGGGGCUUUUUUGCGGCUGCAUGCGUUCAUUGUGCCUGCAGUGGCUUGUUGUGAUGGGAAUGUGCGGUUGGGUUCUCUUCUCACACCGGCCUGCAGUGGGAAAGUACCGGCGCCUUUGGAAGUGCGGAGGGCCGUGAAGCUGUUUGCAGAGGAACUGCAACGAUUACAUGUGGAGGUGUUUGAUUCCGUGUUGGAGGUGGAGGAUUAA
Trypanosoma theileri is the source of this 765-nucleotide messenger RNA. RefSeq lists its product as uncharacterized. Bases 1 to 765 code for a protein of 254 amino acids. Lineage: Eukaryota; Euglenozoa; Kinetoplastea; Trypanosomatida; Trypanosomatidae. The transcript has a single exon. The record is from RefSeq and is a predicted model, not a curated record.